UGGUAUCGGAACCAGAGUGUGUCACUGCCUGAUCACAUUACUAUGAUGGAGAACCAGCUCUCUGGCUACUUGCUUCGGAAGUUCAAGAACAGUAAUGGCUGGCAGCGACUGUGGGUGAUCUUCACCAGUUUUUGCCUUUUCUUUUACAAAACACACCAGGAAGAUGCCCCACUUGCCUCUCUGCCACUUCUGGGAUACACAGUCAGUAUUCCAUCAAAUUCAGACCCUGUUAACUGUCGUCAUGUCUUCAAACUACACUUCAAAUCACAUGUGUAUUUCUUCAGAGCAGACAGCGAGUAUACGUGGAGAAGGUGGAUGGAGGUGAUCAGACGUGGAGUGAGUUCUCCGGGAAAAAUUGGACACUUGGCAGAAGAUGGAAGCAUGGUUAAUUUCCCUCUGUGA
Molecule: messenger RNA, 402 nt
Organism: Staurois parvus
Lineage: Eukaryota; Metazoa; Chordata; Amphibia; Anura; Ranidae
Source: the annotation of a GenBank genome assembly